This is a messenger RNA of Scomber scombrus (Atlantic mackerel), 1740 nucleotides long. RefSeq names its product S100 calcium binding protein V2 (gene s100v2). The transcript has 3 exons. The record is from RefSeq and is a predicted model, not a curated record. Gene Ontology annotation, cellular component: perinuclear region of cytoplasm. The coding region runs from base 79 to 390 and encodes 103 amino acids. Lineage: Eukaryota; Metazoa; Chordata; Actinopteri; Scombriformes; Scombridae.
GCUCCUGACACACACAACAGCAGCAAGCAGUGAGACACGCAGGAAGAAAAAGUUGCCACAUACAAAUCAACAGCCGUCAUGCCUGAGUUCUCAGACCUGGAGAAGGCCAUCGACACUCUGGUCAGCCAGUUCCACUCUGCCUCAGCUGACAAAAGCGCAACGCUGAAAACAGAUGAAUUCAAAGGUCUCUUGUCCUCUCAGAUGCCAAACCUGGUAAAGGGGAUCGGCACAGAGCAGGGACUGGGUGAGAUCAUGCGAAAGAUGGGUGUAGGUGACGGUGAGGGCAUCUCUUUCAAGCAUUUCUGGAACUUAAUCCAGUCGGUAGCCACCACCCAGCACGGCCUCCUCAGCGGCCAGAAGGGCUCCUCAUGCAGCUGCAUCCUCCUGUGAAGACCAGGCUCUCGGCCCAACACAUCAGCAAGCUCUGAGUUUCCACCCUGGAAUUUAACUAAACAGAGUAACAACAUGCACAUCACUCUCCCUAAUCAGGUGUCGGACAGAAUACAAAGGUACCAAGUCUAGUCCGCCCACAGCAAGCUGUUCCCAACAUUUAUGACUAAAGUGUUACACUUUUUUUAAGAGCUAUGAUCUCAAUCUGACAAGUCCAACAUCAAACUUCUGCCAGUUUAGUGCUCAGCAUCCUUUGCGCCAGUUAAAGCUCAAAUUCAGGUUAGUUUGCAUUUAAUGAUGACAUUAUCCAAGUCUGGUACUAUUUGUAAAAGUUAUAAGAAUCGAACUAGAAUCUGAACAAGUUUACAAUACAAUAAAUCAUUCUCUUACAUAAUGAACCCUUGUUACAUGAUCCAACAGUCUCUUCAUGUGUUGGAGGUCCUCGUGCUUAGUUUGAAUUUAACUGGUGCAAAAAAGCAGCUGGACAUUAUCACAGUCAUCAACAUUAACCCUCACUUCACUUCAAUUUGGUCUCAUGUUUGUUUUCCAGUGUGUAAUAUUUGAUAGUGCCUUCAUGUUCACGUCACUAAUCAUAGGAGGAUUAACAGCCCACCGUUGUCUUUUUAACAACUUCAUGAAUAAAUUGUUCAAUAGAUCAACUUUUUUAAGAAUGGAGCGCUCUGUGAAAAAUAAGGAUGACAUUAAAAUACAGAAGACACAAAAAUCAAUCAUCAUUUUUGGAAAAGGGAACAAGAACAGGGUCUCACAAUAUCCAUUUCUUGUCACUUACCGAACAAUGGACAUCUCACUAGUUACCCACGUUAAUGCCGAGCAUAUAGUUAACAUCCAGUCAUGUAGUGUAGUCAACUCCAAAAUACCAUUAGAAGGCACGUCAGUAUGAGAGCAGAGUUGAAGCCUGACCAUCAGAAAUAGGGGAAGAACUACGGUUGAACUUUCAGAAGCUUUGGAAUAUUUUAAAUAGAAUUUCUUUAUUUGUUUGUGCAGAACUGACUCCAGGGUAAAUGAUUGCUCUAAUUUACAAUCCACAGUAUCUGUUAUUGUGUUAACAACGGCAACUGACGCAGUAACUUGCAGUGUUAAACCUCGUCUUAAUCUUUAAAGUAUAUAACACUAAUCAUCUCAAUUUGAUCUCAUAUGUUUGCAGUAACAAAACAAAACUAGACAGAGACAUCUCAAUGUGUGGUAUAUAGUCCCUUUAUAAGUUUCUACUAGUAAUGCUUUACCCUCUGUGAUCCUGCAUUUUCUAUGUAUUUAUAUUUUGUAAUUCUCUGUAUUCUGAGCUGUGUGACACCAUAAGACAAAUGAUGUAAUAAACAUAUAAAGAAAGCA